Molecule: messenger RNA, 1434 nt
Organism: Geodia barretti
Lineage: Eukaryota; Metazoa; Porifera; Demospongiae; Tetractinellida; Geodiidae
Source: the annotation of a GenBank genome assembly
AUGUUCUCCAAAGUCCUGGUAGCUAAUCGAGGCGAAAUCGCGGUGCGGAUCAACCAAACCCUCCGCGCGCUGGGGAUCGCCCCCGUCGCGGUCUAUUCCGACCCGGAUGCCGGCGCACCUCAUGUGAAUACCGCGGAGCAGUCCGUGCCCCUGUCGGGCAACACCGCCGAAGAGACCUACCUGAACAUCCCCAAAAUAGUGCAGGCCGCCCGUGCCUGUGGGGCGAAUGCGAUACACCCAGGCUACGGCUUUCUUUCGGAGAAUCCGGACUUCGCCCGGGCCUGCCAGGAAGCGCAGCUAACCUUUAUCGGGCCCACUCCGGAAAGCAUGGAGGCCCUGGGAGACAAACUGCAUUCCAAGGAAAUUGCUCUUGGCGCCGGGGUUCCGGUAGUCCCCAGUUCUCCCGUGUGCCUCCCGGGCGAUUCUGAAUCCGGGGAGUUUGUGGAACUCUGGGGGUUUCCCUUGCUGGUCAAGGCUGCCGCCGGCGGUGGUGGUCGUGGCAUGCGCCUGGUGUACCGGCGUCAAGAGUUGGACGUGGCUAUGGAGUCGGCCAGCCGGGAGGCGCAGGCUGCCUUUGGCGAUGGGCGGGUUUUCCUGGAGCGUUACAUUGCCAAUCCCCGCCACGUGGAAAUACAGGUGCUGGCCGAUAAGUUAGGCCAUACCAUCCACCUAGGUGAGCGGGAAUGCAGCAUCCAGCGCCGCCACCAGAAGCUUAUUGAAGAGACUCCCUCUCCCGCUCUUACGCCGGAGUUGCGCGACCGCACGGGCGCCGCCGCCAUCGCCGUGGCUCGCGGGGCGGGAUACGUCAACGCCGGGACCGUGGAGUUCCUGCUGGACCCGCAGAACGGCGAGUUUUACUUCCUGGAAAUGAACGCCCGCCUCCAGGUGGAGCACCCCAUUACCGAAGCCGUCCUUUGGAUUGGACAUGGUGGAGUGGCAGAGUGCCGAAUCUAUGCCGAAGACCCUUACAACGACUUUGUGCCCUCCGCCGGCAGGUUGCUGCGCUGGCAGCCUCCCAGCGGCCCCGGGCUGCGGCUGGACAGCGGCGUGGUCCAGGGUCAGGAGGUGUCCAUCUACUACGACCCCAUGCUGGCAAAGCUGAUAGCGUGGGCGCCGAACCGGGACCUCAGCCUGCGCCGGAUGGAAGUGGCCCUGUCCCAGUUCCUGGCCCUGGGCGUGGUGACCAACAUUCCCUUGCUCCGGGCUGUAGUAAAGAACCCCCAGUUCCAGAGGGGCGAAUACGAUACCGGCUUCCUGGAGUGGAACCCGGCGGUUACCAGCCCGGCCAUUUCCGACGAAACCCGCACGAUGGUACGGGCGGUGGCGGCGUGGGCAUCGCGUCAGCCGUCCGGUCCGGCGUCGCCGACAGUCGGGACAGACGGCCAAGCCAACGUCAACCCCUGGCAGUCCGCCGGGGAGCGGAGGCUGCCAUGA